GAAAUAGAAGGAUCUGUGUGGAGGGUGUGUUUCCCUUUAAACGCUCCUGUGAGCAGCAGAGAUCAGCAGACGUUGGAGGGGACGGUCGGCCUCGGCAGCUCGGACAGCCGUGCAGGAUGGCCCGAUAAACACCUCUGUUCGAAGCGAUGUUCAGAUUUUUUUGCCAUGGAAAUGGAUAUGAUACCGAAAUUCUCCUCAAAGGAUGAGGAAAUCGACUUCUGGAAGGCUCUUUCCCUCAAGUACAAGAAAGGCUGUGAGGAGGCUCAGGAGGAGCUGCUGGAGUUUCAGGAGGGGAGCAGGGAGCUGGAGGCUGAGCUGGAAGCACAGCUCGGCCAGGCCGAGCAUCGAAUGAAGGACCUGCAGUCUGAGAACAACAGACUCAAGAAUGAGGUUGAAACGCUCAAGGAGAAGCUGGAGCAGCAGUACUCUCAGAGCUACAAGCAGAUCUCCAUGCUGGAGGACGACCUCGGGCAAACGCGCAGCAUCAAGGAGCAGCUCCACAAAUACGUCAGAGAGCUCGAGCAGUCCAACGAUGACCUGGAAAGAGCCAAAAGAGCAACUAUCGUGUCUCUUGAGAACUUCGAGCAGCGUCUGAACCAGGCCAUUGAGAGGAAUGCCUUCCUGGAGAGCGAGCUGGAUGAGAAGGAGUCGCUGCUGGUCUCGGUGCAAAGAUUAAAGGAUGAAGCCAGAGAUUUGCGGCAGGAGCUCGCCGUGCGAGAGAGGCAGGCAGACGUAUCCAGGAUGUCCGCUCCGAGUUCGCCCACACAGGACAACGUGAAGAUGGACACGGCUGUGCAGGCCUCCCUCUCCCUGCCGGCUACCCCACUGAGCAAAGGUCUGGACAACGCCUUUGCCAACCAAACAGUGCUAUCAAAUGGCUAUGGCAGUAACUCACCUCUGACCCCCUCAGCCAGAAUAUCAGCCCUCAACAUUGUCAGUGAUUUGCUCCGGAAAGUUGGGGCUCUCGAGUCGAAGCUCGCCGCCUGCAGGAACUUUGCCAAAGACCAGAAAGCUCGGAAGGCGUACGCUCUCGACAACAGCAACGCCCUGAAUGCAAACUACUCCCAAGCGCUCCAUACGUCAUAUUUUGAUAAAGCCAGGACUGAGAUGGUCAUAUUCCCUGCAUUAAUUUGGGCAGGACCGUGAACGGACUGGAAGCUGGUACCCGGAUGGCCAUCACCGCCCCUCCCGCCGCCUCCUCCCCCGGUUUAGUGCCCCUGGCUUUGUGAUGCCAACAUGAAACGCAACAGGAAGAGAAGGCGCAAGAAGAGGGAACACGAAAGGCUAAUACUGUAAAACUUACUGUUAUGGUGGCUCAUCUUCUCGUCUUCCCGCGCUGCCUCUCUCUCUGUCUGUCCUCACUUGUGCUUCAUUUGCUGUAAAUUUGGGAUCCUGUCUGUAUAUGAUGUGUUACUGUAUCCACUGUUUGCUCACAAAGACUGUAAAGCCCCCCCUCUGCUUUUGAUUCCUCAAGGAUCUCCCCUGACACGAGAGGUGGUUUCAAAGAAUAGUAUAUCGUCUGGAAAGGGAAAUAUUAUGCAAUUAGUCUUGGAAAUGAUGAUGAUGAUGAUGAGAUGCUCUAAAUGUUGUUUUUCUUUUUUAAAUCUAAGCAACCUUUUCACUGAUCUUUAACUUGAAAUGACCACUUGAAACCAAGUAACUUGAAACCACUGCUGAACCCUCUAAUUAUAAAAAUCAGCAGGUUUAUUGGAUGCAGAUGUCCUAAAUAAAUGUGUGCCAUGUGGCCCAUGACUCCAUCAAUUAUUGAGGUUUCCAAGAGCCUUUCCGGUUUUAAACAUCAUCCCUGACGUCUAGGUAGUGAUUUUGGGUGAUUCUGGCUUUCGGCGUCAUCCUCGUGUGUUUGUAUUUGACUUCUUAUUUAGUUCCACAGAGUCGGGGAGUUUUUCAGUGAGCCAAACACACCAUGGAACUUCUGAACCGUGUGACAUGACGUGUACAGUAUUGGUCAUAUUGAUCGUUAUUGACAGGCAGCCAGUUAAAGUAGUGCUGUCAUAGUGUUCGGACCAGUUAACCAGCAUUCUUACAGUCUGAGGUCGAAACGUUUUAUCCACAUUUUGUUCUUUGAGUUGAUGCACAAACUUUUCUCAGUUGCAAGUGAAGCACUUUGACCAUGUUUAGUUUUUUUGUUUUUGUUUUUUCCUCCAUUUUUCAUUCGAGUGCAAUAUUGCCUGUUUGUGGGUUUAAUUUAUUUCAGAUUUCUUUUAUAGCAUGUUUAAAUAAAAGAUGUAAUUAUACCACACUGA
Messenger RNA from Oreochromis aureus, 2264 nucleotides. It is a transcript of the gene ndel1a, whose product is annotated as nudE neurodevelopment protein 1-like 1a. Gene Ontology annotation, molecular function: microtubule binding. The record is from RefSeq and is a predicted model, not a curated record. Gene Ontology annotation, biological process: cell migration; centrosome localization; microtubule nucleation. The coding region runs from base 166 to 1146 and encodes 326 amino acids. Lineage: Eukaryota; Metazoa; Chordata; Actinopteri; Cichliformes; Cichlidae. The transcript has 10 exons. Gene Ontology annotation, cellular component: centrosome; kinesin complex; kinetochore.